Trichoderma aggressivum f. europaeum is the source of this 759-nucleotide messenger RNA. RefSeq lists its product as uncharacterized. Gene Ontology annotation, molecular function: methyltransferase activity. The transcript is spliced from 2 exons. Bases 1 to 759 code for a protein of 252 amino acids. The record is from RefSeq and is a predicted model, not a curated record. NCBI's taxonomy places the organism in Eukaryota, Fungi, Ascomycota, Sordariomycetes, Hypocreales, Hypocreaceae. Gene Ontology annotation, biological process: methylation.
AUGACAAUUGCUAUUGGCAAACAGCUUAAUUCCAGCACGGGCGCAUUCGAUAUAUUGCAGUCGAGUGACGAGCCUUCGGCCUUGGAUAUGGGGAUGGCUCCCGGAGGGUUUUCAACAACAAUAAUGGAAUCAUAUCCUACAACUACUCUUCGAGCUGUCACUCUUCCUCUCCACAAAGGAGGUCAUUCGGUGCAUUUCAGCCAUAAAAAUGUGAAGCUUGAUCUAUGUGACAUCAACACUCUAGCUGGCGAUAUGGAUUUAACCUCUAUACCGGAAAGCCACCCAGCAGCAAGCACAUUCACUCUCACAAAGGUGUUGGGACAUGAAAUGUUUGACGUGGUAAUCUGUGGUUGUCAGGUGACACGGAACCAAGAGCUCGAGGAAUGGCGCGAACAUCGAGAAGCCCGGCGUCUACAACUUGCACAACUUGUGAUCGCUUUGGAACACAUUAAGAGCGGCGGAACAUUGGUCGCCGUUAUGCAUAAACCUGAAGAGAUCCAUACCACUGAGCUGCUACACAAAUUCUCGAAGUUCUCUGAACUUUCUUUGUUUAAACCGAAAAGGGCGCAUGCAAAGCGUUCGUCAUUUUACAUGGUGGCGAAAAAGAUUGACACUGGCAGCAAUCAAGCCAUGCAAGCAAAGGAAAUCUGGAAAAGGGAAUGGAUCGAUAGCACGCUUGGUACUGCUGAUGAUUGUGCAAAUUUAUCGAAGCGCACAGCUGAUGAUGCCCGUAUAAAGAAAUGGCUGAAGGAGAUGUAG